This is a messenger RNA of Stomoxys calcitrans (stable fly), 1041 nucleotides long. Its product is annotated as clavesin-2. Gene Ontology annotation, molecular function: phosphatidylinositol bisphosphate binding. The record is from RefSeq and is a predicted model, not a curated record. Lineage: Eukaryota; Metazoa; Arthropoda; Insecta; Diptera; Muscidae. Bases 1 to 1041 code for a protein of 346 amino acids. Gene Ontology annotation, cellular component: membrane. The transcript is spliced from 5 exons.
AUGCAGUUGACCGUUGAUGAGCAGUUAUUCUCAUACAGAGGCCGCACCCGCUUCAUACAGUACAUUCCAUCGAAGCCUGCCAAAUAUUAUCAAGACCGGCAGAAGGAGCAACACCGUCGUUUGCGUCUAGAACUAGCGGACCGUUCUAAAAUUGCCAUAGAAGAAUUGGGGGAAGUGCCUUCAAGAAUACCUGAAGACUUAGCGGCUUUACGAGAAUGGAUAAAACUUCAACCCCAUUUAAGAGUACGUGACGAUGAUCAACUACUCAUACAAUUCCUUAGGGGUUGUAAGUACAGCUUGGAAAGGGCAAAGGAAAAAAUUGAUUUAUUUUAUUCAUUGAAAUCCAAAUAUCCUCAAAUGAUGAAUGCCACCGAUGUUAAUGAUCCAAAGUUCCGAGAGAUUUGUCACCUAAGCUGCUUUCUGCCAUUUCCAAUACCGGUCAAUGGGAAUGGUUCCAGAAUUGUUACAUUUCGCUUCCGUUACCCCACCAGCAAAUUCAACCUCGAAAAUGUGUGUCAGCCAGGUAUAGCCUUGCAUGAACUAUGGAUGUUGACGGAUCCUUAUGCAUGUAUCAACGGUCUUGAUUAUAUCGUUGAUUGUGGACCCGCUACCGCUAGUCAUUAUAUGCAAAUGUCACCGAAUUUUUGCAAGGCUCUUGUUUCGUAUUUAGAAAAAUCGAUGCCUUUUCGCAUAAAAUCGAUUUACUACAUCAACACGUCAACAGCCACACAGCAGAUGUUCAAAAUGCUAUUGCCAUUCUUCUCAGAGAAGUUGAGAAAAAGGAUUCAUAUUAUGGGAAAUAAGUUGGAAGCAUUGCACAAGGAUAUAUCACCCAAGUAUCUACCCAAGGAUUAUGGAGGAGAUUUGGCUACAAUCGAAGAAAUUAAUGAUGCAUUAGACAAAACCUGGGAUACCUAUAGUCAAUAUUUUAAGGAUAAUGUCAACUAUGGCACCGACGAGAGUUUAAGACCUGGCAAACCGCUUGACAUUGAUGGUUUGUUUGGUGUGGGUGGUUCAUUUAGAAAACUUAAUGUUGAUUAG